AUGUGCACUGGGAGCUGUGCCAAGUGCCUGGGGGGCACCCUUAUUCCCCUGGCAGUGUUGGGCUUCCUGGCUAACAUCCUGUUAUUUUUCCCUGGAGGGAAAGUGAUCGACAACAAUGACCACCUUUCCCAGGAGGUGUGGUAUUUUGGAGGAAUAUUAGGAAGCGGGAUCUUGAUGAUCUUUCCUGCCCUGGUGUUCUUGGGCUUGAAGAACAAUGACUGCUGCGGCUGCUGUGGCAAUGAAGGCUGCGGGAAACGAUUUGCGAUGUUCACCUCUACUAUAUUUGCUGUGAUUGGAUUCUUGGGUGCUUUAUACUCAUUUAGCAUAUCAGCGGUCUCAAUCAACAAAGGUCCUAAAUGUCUCAUAAGCAAUAACACAUGGGACUACCCCUUCAUCAAUGGGGAUUACCUUGAUAACAAAAUCUUAUGGCACAAGUGCCUACAGCCUGAAAACAUAGUUCCCUGGAACCUGACCCUCUUCUCCAUUCUGCUGAUCAUCGGAGGCGUGCAAAUGUUUCUCUGUGCCAUCCAGGUGGUCAAUGGUCUCCUGGGGACCCUGUGUGGAGACUGCCAAUGUUGUGGCUGCUGUGGGGGAGAUGGACCAGUUUAAAUCUCUAUGCUGAGCUGCCCUAACUUGACAACAUGUGGGAUGCUAUAUUAAACUUCUUUUUGUUGGGAUAUUAUUAAUUCCUAUCUGCUUCCUGAUGAAACUUCUUCUGCUAUCCAACAAGUUUAGCACAAAUAAGAAUUUUAUGUUAUUUAAAAAUAGUUUGGUCACUUGACAAAUUAGAUUUAUAAAUCUUUCAAAUUAGUUUCUUGUUAGAAUUGAAGAGCUGGUUCAAAGCAAGUUUUUCCUAAUUCUUAAAGCAUGAAAAGUAUAUAAAGUCAUGGGUAGUGCUAUAGAACUUCUUUGUAUAUAGAAAUGUUUAUAUAUUUUGAAGUUUUACAUAAUUCAGAAAAGGAAAACACAUUUAAAUUGAUACACUGAGGCCAUUUUUUUUUUG
Molecule: messenger RNA, 1003 nt
Organism: Talpa occidentalis (Iberian mole)
Lineage: Eukaryota; Metazoa; Chordata; Mammalia; Eulipotyphla; Talpidae
Gene: TM4SF4
Product: transmembrane 4 L six family member 4
Exons: 5
Coding region: 1-609 (202 amino acids)
Cellular component (GO): membrane
Source: RefSeq, a predicted model, not a curated record